This is a messenger RNA of Oryza sativa Japonica Group (Japanese rice), 939 nucleotides long. The record is from RefSeq and is a predicted model, not a curated record. NCBI's taxonomy places the organism in Eukaryota, Viridiplantae, Streptophyta, Magnoliopsida, Poales, Poaceae.
AAAGCCCGGCCCUUCCUUCCACCUGCUAGUAAUCUCACGAACCCUUGCGCCGUCGGUCUCUCUCUCUCGCUCUCGUCCCCGCCGCGGCGCCGCCCUGCUCUCCCCCUAGGUGCCGCUGCGAUUUCGGAGGGCCGGUAGUCCGGCGGCAAGGAAGGAGGCGGGGCGCGAUGAGGUUGGAGAAGUGCUGGUUCUGCUCCUCCACCAUCUACCCCGGCCACGGCAUCCAGUUCGUCCGCAACGACGCCAAGAUCUUCCGCUUUUGCCGGUCAAAAUGCCAUAAAAAUUUUAAGAUGAAGAGGAAUCCUCGUAAGGUUAAAUGGACAAAAGCAUACAGAUGCUUGCAUGGGAAGGACAUGACGCAGGACUCCACCUUUGAGUUUGAGAGGAAGAGGAACAGACCAGAGCGCUAUGACCGGAAUGUCACUGCACAAACUCUUAAGGCUAUCCCUCUUAUUACAAAGAUUAGACAUGAACGCCAUAAAAAACAUAUUACAGAGAGGCAAAAACAGGGUAAGACAAAGCAAAGGGAGAGAGAUGCUAAGGAGUUGGAACAGGAUAUUCAAAUGCUCCCGAAGAAGGAUACCAUGCUGUCAACACAAAAGACAAAGGUCGUGGUCAAAGUUUCUCAGCAGCAGACCGAAGAAAAUCUUAUGGAAGAGUAAUGAAAUGGAAUCAUGUUGCAUGCGCUCUCAUUUUGUCAUCUUUAUGCAACACUUGUGUUUCUAAUUGUUACUUUGCAAGUUGUAUUUGACUGAUUACCAGCAAGUUUUGCACGUACUGUGUGCCUGUGUGCUUUGUGACUUCCAUCUAUAUUUGAGCCUUGGGCCUAGUAAUGGUGUCUGUGCGGACUUGCGCUAAGCCCAAGGUGGUGUGCACCCUAGGGCUAACCCUAGGAUAUCUCUAAUCAUAUUUAUUUUAUUUAGUAGCCAUUAUUGUUUA